ACAUUGUCUUGCCUCCGCAGAGUCUCUACCUUACACAAGAUCCUCAGCAUGUCGGACAACCACCGUUUAGAUGGCAAAGUGGCCUUGGUCACCGGUGCCGGCCGCGGCAUUGGUGCAGCCAUCGCCGUCGCCCUUGGUGAGCGCGGAGCUAAAGUCGUGGUUAACUACGCCCACUCCCGUGAGGCCGCGGAGAAGGUGGUUGAACAGAUCAAGGCCAAUGGUACCGACGCUAUCGCAAUUCAGGCCGAUGUUGGGGAUCCUGAGGCGACAGAAAAGUUAAUGGCGGAGACGGUGCGCCAUUUUGGCUACCUGGAUAUUGUGUCCUCGAACGCUGGAGUUGUAUCGUUCGGCCACCUUAAAGAUGUGACCCCGGAGGAGUUUGACCGGGUCUUCCGGGUUAACACCCGUGGCCAGUUCUUCGUGGCGCGGGAGGCCUAUCGUCAUAUGCGUGAAGGAGGUCGAAUUAUCCUGACCAGCUCGAACACCGCUUGCGUCAAGGGGGUACCCAAGCAUGCUGUAUACUCGGGAUCCAAGGGAGCUAUUGACACCUUUGUUCGCUGCAUGGCCAUUGACUGCGGAGACAAGAAGAUCACCGUGAAUGCCGUGGCUCCCGGAGCCAUUAAGACGGAUAUGUUUUUGGCUGUGUCGCGGGAGUAUAUCCCAAAUGGUGAGACUUUCACGGAUGAGCAGGUAGAUGAGUGUGCUGCUUGGCUCUCUCCGUUGAACCGCGUGGGCAGGCCCGUGGACGUCGCCCGGGUAGUUAGCUUCCUGGCAUCUGAUGCAGCCGAAUGGGUAAGUGGCAAGAUCAUUGGGGUGGAUGGCGGCGCUUUUCGAUAAAUCUUUACCAGGAGAUGCUCGUUGCUGGGGUGUAUUCCUUCAUUUUCUAGAGAGCUAGACGACGUAUCAGAUCAGAUUUGCUUGGUGAACCACAACUUAAUAUAAGUUCUAAUGUUACAAAGUAAUAGCGCCAAACUCUUUG
This is a messenger RNA of Aspergillus nomiae NRRL 13137, 979 nucleotides long. Its product is annotated as SDR family oxidoreductase. Gene Ontology annotation, molecular function: oxidoreductase activity. Lineage: Eukaryota; Fungi; Ascomycota; Eurotiomycetes; Eurotiales; Aspergillaceae. The annotation marks the transcript as partial. The transcript is spliced from 3 exons. The record is from RefSeq and is a predicted model, not a curated record.